Saccostrea cuccullata (small rock oyster) is the source of this 3220-nucleotide messenger RNA. RefSeq lists its product as uncharacterized. Bases 2 to 1624 code for a protein of 540 amino acids. The transcript has 4 exons. Lineage: Eukaryota; Metazoa; Mollusca; Bivalvia; Ostreida; Ostreidae. The record is from RefSeq and is a predicted model, not a curated record.
UAUGGCAGCCUACGACCGAGAUUUGGAACGGAUAAAGCGAAUGCUAAAAGCACCCGCUCCUCACCGAAAAUUUUUACUUUGUCAAGUUGGGGUGACUGCAAUAGUAAUCUAUUUCUGGUACAGUUUCAAUGAAGGCUUUACUCCCUGGUUUCUGAGAAAGAUUCCAGUGUUGCAUGUUGGAUCAGAUGUUAGCCCUUUGGUCUACUUUCCACAUGCAAAUGAAGACGGAAACAAUAUUGAAUGGGCCAGACAUGUGAAUAGUAAACAGGCAUUGCAGGAUGCCAUUGCAGCCCCACCAGGUGACAUAGACAUGAUUCAGGGGGACGUUUUGCUGAAGGGACAGGACACUGACCACCAGUCCCUCACUCCAUUGAUGGGCCGCCUAGCGGACAGUAAAAAUGAUCUGACUCUUGAUCUUUGGCUACAGGAGAUUAUUCAAGCUUAUCACAAAGGAAUCAAAAUCUCAUUCCAGUCCAAUGAUGCAGUGGAGAUAACUCUGCAGAAGUUAAAGGAUUUUAAGAGAGGGCUUUUGAGGCCAGUUUGGCUACAUGCCGACAUACUGCAAGGACCUCAUGGCUCCAAACCAAGAGUUGACAUGAUUAGAUAUUUCAAACAUGUGAAGCGAUUGUUCCCAGAAUGCACCAUGUCCCUGGGGUGGACAACUGGAACCCAUACUGAUCUCAGUUUAAGUGGAUACUCAUGGGACAGUGUUCUGGACAUGUAUCACGCUAUCAUGGAUGCAGAACUGGAACAGCCUAUCGUCAUCUCCGUCAGGUCCUCACUGAUUCGAAACUCGGUCCCUCAGAUAAAAUGGCUAACAGAUAACACCAAGGCUAGUGUGUUUAUAUGGCAGGAAGAAGGGGAGAGAACUGCAGCCGAGGAUCUGAUGCACAUUGCUUACAGGUUUGCUCCAGAGAAAUCUUAUUGGGAUAUUCAUGAUAAAAAUCUAAAGGCUUACCUCAAGAAGAACAGAAACAAGUCUAGUCCUAAACUCAGCCCUUAUGCCAAACAAAGAGACACUGUUCUUUUCCGUCCCGAGGCUUGGUUGAAGAUGGGUCUAUACAUGGAACAUCACUCUGUGUUACCCAGUGAGGAAGCCUUGGUUUUACAGAGCCGUGCUGUGUAUGUAAUCACCAAGACAAAGUAUAGAGCAUCUAAACUGACCUCCCUCAAUGGUCGUGUCCAGUUCUUAAACAGGAAAAAUCGAGAUGUUGUUCCUAACGAGACAGGACUGAGUAUUUUUAUUCGUUCCACUGCGUACACAGACUUUGAAAACAUAAAUGGUAUACAGUGUUUUCUUGGAUUGGACGGUCAGAUGAAGAUUCAGUCUAGUCACAUAAAUACAGAAUUCCAGAAGAGUAUGAGAUUUACCCCGGGGACAUCGAAUUGUUUCCGGUUCUCUGUGGUGGACACGGGGACCGCCAUCGUCUUCCAGGUGAUGAUUCUACAUGACUGCCAUACACUGGAGAGCGUGAUGCCAAUGAAUGCCGUGAAGGCAGAGCUCAAGCUGGACGUCCCACGGACAAUCGGAAAUGAAAUGAACCCGUUUAUUGUGAAGUUAGAGGAUAGCAACCGUGUGGCAGUUUUUGAUGAACUCCAUGUUAAACAUGGUGACUACUUAUAACAUAUGUUGACAUGAUAUAGAUGACUAGUCAGGUUUUCCUGUAAUUUACAAAAGCUACAUGUAUUUAAAGAGAUGUUUCUUUUUCUGUAUCCAAACAGAGCCAUGAAAUCAACUGGAUCCAACACAGUUCAGAAAGCCCCAAUGAGAUAAAUCAAUGUAUUUUUUCUAAUAACACAUAAAUGGUUUAACUUUCAUGCCAACAGACAUCUUGUCAAAGUCAAGGUUGUGUGUUAUUGUUCCUCUUCACUAGUGAACAAUAUCAAUAUCAAAAACUUUGGCAUCGUGAAGAUCAGGCCAAUAAAACCAUGGUUUCUCAUUCAAAACCUUGAUGGAGCCAAUUGUACAUAAAGGUUGUGACACCAAUGAACUUUGACAUUCCAUUCCUCUUCCUACAUUCCACAUGCCUGAAUCUAUUUCUAGUUUAACUAGGUCAUAUCAUAAAAAUUGUUCUUCCAUUCCAUUUAAAUGUACCACUUCACAGAGUUAUUGCCCUUUCAUUUACUCAUUACACCUGUGUGUAAUCAAGAGUGCUAGAAUUUUCAUUUGUCUUUGUAUGUGUGUAUUUUGUAAUCAUUAUCAUUUACCUUUAACUUAAAUUUACCUAUUCAGACUAUUCUAGUUGUAAAAAGUUAAUAAUAUAGGGCUUCUUUUUUAGCUCUACUGGUCAGAGACCAGAAAAGCUUAUGCGAUAAUAAGGUGUUUGCUUUCCAUUCGUCAGUCUAUCUGUAAACAAUAUUUUCAAAGUCCUACUCCUAUUACAGUUUUGGUCUAAUAAUCUAAAGUAGCUUGACAAAUAAGUACACUCCACUAAGCUACAGAAUUCUAUAUUUUGAUGUUGCUGUGGUCACUAAAAAUAGAAUUUAAAAAAUACUUUCAAACUUUAUAUUAUUUUUUGAAUUUGAAGAAUGAUGGUGUCUUAAAGUAGAAAUUUCUGUAAAAUUCUUUUAAAGGGCUAUUCCUGCAGUUUUAGCCUAAUUGCGUCUUUCCAUAAAAAAGAGAAUGAAUCAAGGAUCAUUUCUAUUUACAGCUGUUGCAAAGUUUCAAGUCCAACUGCUACUGUUCUAUUCCUUUGUUAUAUAAAUACAAACCAGAAGAGCUACAGUCUAGACAGAGACUUCUGGUUAUUUGCUUGCUGUUUUGAUGGCCUGUUGUAUUUUCCAAGUUUUUUUUUUUCAAUUAUAAUUUUCAAAGGUUAGUGAUUGAGUAUGUUGAUUGUUUCAGAAUAAUUUAUUUUUAAUAGUUGUACAUCAGUGUUUAGUACUUGAUAAGAAGAAUAUUUCAAUGAAUUGUGAUACAAUAUUUGUUCUAAAGCAACAUAUCAUGUAAAUCUUGAUUUUUAUUACAUGUACUGUUUAUUAUAUAUCCUAUCGUAUGAAUCCAGGAGAGGAACUGUGUGUGAUUAUAGAGAAUAUGAUUAUUUAUUACAUGUAUCUACAAUAUUUAUGUAGUUCUGGGAACCUACAGAUUGCGACAUAAUUGAUAUUUUACAUGUGUAUUUUUUAAGCAGUUUUUUUGUGAUGUUUGAUAAACGAUUUGUUUACUGUUAAUAUAACUUCAGACACAUCUAUUUUGAUGAAAUAAAUGAUUUAUAACACA